This is a messenger RNA of Symbiodinium natans, 318 nucleotides long. NCBI's taxonomy places the organism in Eukaryota, Dinophyceae, Suessiales, Symbiodiniaceae. The record is from the annotation of a GenBank genome assembly.
AUGGCAAAGAUGAUGUGGGCCAUGUUUCUCAUGCUCAUGCAGCUGGGAACAGUGAAGGCAUGCGACAGCUAUAACGACACCAACGCGACCUACUGCGAAUCGAUGAAGGAUGACGGGUGCACAUGCGUCUGGAUGAACUCCACUUCGUCCUGUAGCACAGGUUCGGUCUGCGACAAUACCACCACCACCACCACCACGGACCCCAAUGCCACCACCACCACCACGGACGGUGGGGGUGCCUCCAUCAGUGCGGGCCACUGGGCACAGCCGGGGCUCCUGGCGGUUCUGGGACUCCUCUUGCUGACCCAUCUUCGCUGA